AUGGAUAGCCAAAAUGGGUUUCUCUCAAGCCUCGCUGUCGGCUCAACCUUGUCUCCCAAUCUCGAUAUCCUCUCUCGCUACGCCGGCCUCUCCGUUCCCUCCUCGAUCGAGACGCUCAAAACCCCUUCUCCGAUUGACUAUGAAGCCUCAACAACCGUUGAACAUCGUAGUGCUGCACGCGCAUUGCUGGUGAGAGCGCGAACAAGCGAUGCAGGCUACCGUCCACCAGACCAACAGAAGAGACAUCUCUUGCGCGUACCGAGCCGAAGAAGCUUGAAGCUGGAUGAAGAAAAAUGGACUUUUACAAAACACGAGGUUGGAAAGGUUCUCAAUGAGCUUCUUUGUAUGGCUCCGUUGCCCGAUGUGCAAGUAGCGCACGCAGUGCUUGCUUCUGUACACAUUGACUCGCUGGAUGAGCUGUGGGAGCACUUCAAAGACAGCAAGCUCCAGAAGAGGCAAUCCAGCAUUUUUCGGCGUUCAACGUCUUCGAAUAAUGGAUUGUCUAAUUGGUUGAGUACCGUCACGGGCCAGGAAAACAUACCGUAUAUCCAUCUAAUGUGCCAGUAUAACGCAGGGCCCAAUCUGUUGAAUCAAGCCUUUGUAAUUGCGCUCGCCAGGCGCAGCAUCCCCUCAAUGAAGCUUCUUCUGAGCUUCGGCGCGUGCAUCUUGCCUAUCUGCAAAGAUUAUGUGCGACCAUUUGUGGCCAAGGACGACGUCGACAUUGUAAAGCUUUUGCUUUCGGCUCCAAAGGGCAUGAAUGUUGAGGACUGGCAAUACUCCCUUCAAGCAAAUAUUGAAGGAGCUCCACGUGGUGUAUGCAAAGCAGGCACCCUGCUUCAAUGCGUCCAUCAUCGGCCAGAUAUUGCAACUGGGGAGUAUCUCCUCAGAGCCAUCGAUGCGAACAAUGUUGCUGCCGCCGCCGUUCUUCUUUCCUACCUGACUACUCGAACAUGCAUGAUGCCUCCCAUGUUUUCUGUCCAGAAAUUCAGUGUCGCAUCUUUCCUAAGCACAACCGGAAACGGGGUCGAGCAUGAGAAUCUUGCUGUACAGGCAUGCGAGCGCAUCUCGGCAAACCCCGAAUACGAGACAAGAUAUAAGCUCUACUGCCUUCUCGAUGAAACAAAUCUUGUGAGAGAUGUGCCGGCUCUUCGGCAAGAGAUGUCGUACAGCGUCAUGGCCAAAAGGACCCCUAUGAUUCACCUUCUGGUCAAAGCCGGAGUACGUCCAUCUAUCGAAGAGGCUGUGUCUAUGAUGGACUUUUCCAUUCUCGGAAUAAUGCUUGCCGCGAUGAGAGGAAGAGACGACGUUCCAAAUCUGCUGUCACUUGUCCGGUUCGACACUCCAGAGGACGAUAUGCUUCGUUUUCUGGGUAUGUUGGCUUCAAACGACCUGCACUUUCGAGGACAGCCAUUGGAUGAUAAGUUCAUCGAAGCGAUUUCCAAAAGGCAUCAUCGCACUGUUGAGGCAUUCCAGAGAAUGGGUGCAACCACCACGUACAAGUCCAUCCAAAUGGUACUCAGCUCUGCCGAUGUUGAGAUGCUGGGGAUUCUACUACAAGGAGAUAUCAGUGAUGAGGAACUUUCUCCUGCACUAUCAGACGCAAUGAAGAUUGCAGAUCCGUCAAUUCGGCGCACGACUGUCAAAAUGCUUGCUGAUAAAGGCAUACGGAAAGAAGCUCUAUAUGAACAACUGUGUCUCAUCAUUCAAUAUCCAGACCCUGAUAUGAGGCUCAUCAAGAUUUUACUCCAAUAUCAGCUACCUCUGCAUGGGAAGGGCGGCAGGUUGAAUGUAAUUCACCUUGCCAUUCACAAAGCAUCUCUCGCAGUAAUAGAGCUUCUCUGGAAAUUCUAUCCUCACCCAGCGUCCCUGUCAGAAGCCCUCCUGAAAAGCUUUUCGCGCAUCGCAGAAGACGGUGGGAAUCUUACCCACGAUAUCAUCCAGUUCCUUCUCAAGAAUGGCGUGAAGGGAGUGGGACUUGACAAGACGCUUCUGGUAGCUGCUGAGUCCAAGAGUCCUCGCGCAUUGGAUAUUAUUCGUUUAUUGCUCAAGCAUGGUGCAGAUGCGAACUAUAACCACGGCAAUGCUUACGCAGCUGCAUUAAACGAUUACGCUAGGUUCGAGGUUCUUUGCAAAGCCUGCCCAGUAAAGGAAGUUGUCGCCAAGCGACUUCUCCCGUCGCUACUCGAGGCGAGUAUUGCCAACACACAGGCAUUGGAGCUAAUGCUGCAGUCAGUAGCAUCGAAUGGAUCAAGAAUAGACUUGACAGAGGUGCCAAACUUAUUGGAGGGUCAUCCAAACAUGGCGGCUAUUAUUCCAUGUCUCGUGAAGCAUGGCCUUGAUGUAAACCUUCAGAAAGGCGUGAUCAUACGGUUUGCCGUGGAGAAGAGCGACCUCCCGCUGUUGAAGACUUUGCUCUCCGUCAAUACAUCUACCAAUUCCCUCAAGACUGGUUUCGCAGCUACGAAGAAGACUAAGAUUCGAGAAACGAGGCUUGAUAUGAUGAGACUUCUACUCGAUAAGGCCGGCAACGCGGAAAUUGGUCAGUCUGAAGAGCUAUACGACGAAACACUAGAGGCUUUGUCGAAGUCAGGAGAUGACAGGGGUUUCAAAAUCCUUCUUGCUCACAAGCCACUGGUCGGCACCAAAUCUCUCGGUAUUGCUGCUGCGAUUUCUUCAAGGUCCACGACUAUUUUAGAGAUGCUGCUUUCGCUUCAUCCAAGCGGGGACUCUAUCACCACGGCUUGCAUUGCGGCAUUCAGAUCGCCCAAGCUCAAUGAUGGUCAGAAAGAAGCAGUCCUAGGGCUACUACUAGAUGCCAAGCCAGGGCUCACGAAGGCUGAAACUUCCAGCCUACUGCAUGCGAUGGUAGAGCAGUAUGGAGACUCCACGCUUGUUCCACUGAUGCUCAUGAAACGAGGCGUAGAAGUCACGGCGGCUCACCUCAAAGCUACUCUCAUCUCAAGUAGUAAAGAGUUAUUCACACUUCUAAUUCGCGAAGUGAAGCCCACUAAUGCUAUAAAUGAGUGCUUUACUCAAGCAAUGUCGUCCGCCAUGAUGGUAGAAAGGCGUCGCUGGAUUUACGAAGCCCUUCUAGACACCGGAAAAGUUUCAAUUACUGCUGCCUCGGCAGCGCUCAUCUUAUCCCUUAACGAAGGGACACCUGACGUGGGACUGGUAAAGCUGUUACUCAGGCAUGGUGCUGAUGUGAAGUUGAAGGAAUUCCGUCCUCUAAAAAUGGCUUUCAAUCUCAAAUCGGCAGAGCUUGCCGAGCUACUCAUUCAAUCUAUCAAGGACGAUAAUACCGCUGCUGCAGCGUUCGACCUGGUACGAACCUCGACGACAAUGAAGCCAGCGUUCAGAUUCAGGGUAUAUACUACUCUUCUCAAACACAAAAUCACCGAGGAUAAACUCACACUAGCUCUCAUCGACACAUUGCAGAAUGCUUCGGACAUAGGUACCAUGAGACUACUCCUUGAACGAGGAGCUAUCCCAAGUGCAGACGGCGCCAAGUGUUUUGUGCUAGCCUGCAAAGCGGGAAAUGACGCCGCUCUCAGAAUCAUGUGUCAAUAUGCGAAUGUUGAUGCAGUGACUCUGGCUCUAAUUGAGCACUGCUCCAAGGAAAAAGAGGUCGUCACGUGGCUGAAGGCUUGCAUGUCCGAAUUACGCAAAGCUCAUCUUAAAGACUCGAAUCUCCUGUACAUGGCCAUGGCCAAGUUCCCUAAGGGAGGGACUCUAGUAGAGAGGCUUCUUCAUUACGGAAUGUCGGCGGGAACGAUGAAAUCGGCUUCUUUAUGCAAACAGUGGAAACGCGAGCCGAUCACACCUUUGCUUUGGGGGCUCAUGUCAGACUUGAAGAUAUCAAACAGAACUCUACUAGCUCUCGUCGCCAAGGGAGAUGAUGCGAAUUUGUUGUACUCGACGCCCAGCUCCCAGGUAUCAGCAGCUUUCGCCUGUAUGCUCGACCCCGAACGCAACCCAGUUCUCGAAUAUCUCCUCAAAUUACAUGGCAAAGUCAUAAGAAUAUCUGUUAUUCCGGGGCGUUCAUUCUCCUACCUAAGUCAGAAGCCUAAAGCACCAGAUCCCACCAAACCCAUGACCCGCGACCUGGUUUUAAGCGAAGCAGCUCUCUACCUAGGUAACCUAAAAGCCUUCAUUUCUCUAGGUGGCGGUAAAGAUACAAACGAUGGGUCACUACACACAGCUGCUUUGCUUGCACUGCCAGAAUUCGUCCGGUGGCUGCUACAAUGGUACAGCGCAGAUCUCGAGCACGAGGCUUUUGGGAUGAUGAUUCCCCUCGUGGUAGCUUGUCGCUCAGAGGCGCGGCCGUGGUGCAGGGUCGCCAACGCUGAGAGUACUUUUGAGAAGCGGAGGGUAAAGACGAUGCAGCUGCUUGCCAGAAAGACGGAUCUGUCUUGGCGCAAUCGAAGAAAGACAGUACUACACUUCGCCAUAGAUGAAGGGCCAGAUGCUCUGCAAGCUAUGCUGGAAGCCCUCGAUGUGGCCCACGAUGCGCGACGUAAUGAGCGGUAUCUAUAUACGGACCGAGAAGGCAUCACAUACUCCCUCAGCUGCUACAUCAGCCAUCUCUUGGACCCCGACAACAAGGAUCCUAAAACCCUUAGAAUGAUCCUAUUGCUGCGCGACACCGGUAAAUUGAAGGAUAUUAUGUAUCGACCUGAAGAACCGGGCCCUGGAGUUGAACAGCCGGUUGGGUAUUGUGGGAUGCCGCCAGACCUUGAGAGGAAGUGGGAUGCGUAUAGCGAUUAUGAUUCUGUGUAUUAG
Fusarium verticillioides 7600 is the source of this 4782-nucleotide messenger RNA. RefSeq lists its product as hypothetical. Bases 1 to 4782 code for a protein of 1593 amino acids. Lineage: Eukaryota; Fungi; Ascomycota; Sordariomycetes; Hypocreales; Nectriaceae. The record is from RefSeq and is a predicted model, not a curated record. The transcript is spliced from 2 exons.